Molecule: messenger RNA, 411 nt
Organism: Babesia bigemina
Lineage: Eukaryota; Apicomplexa; Aconoidasida; Piroplasmida; Babesiidae
Exons: 1
Coding region: 1-411 (136 amino acids)
Source: RefSeq, a predicted model, not a curated record
AUGCUGCGGCUCGCGGCAAUUUUAAACACGUCCAAGCAGCACGGGUGGCGCUUCGAGAAGCUCAGACCGAUUUUCAAGAAGUGGGUCCGCAUCAACCACCCUCCACAAGUGAGGUCGCCUCUCGUGAAGCUCGACCCCGAGAGCAACAAGCUGCUCUACGUUUGCAACGGGAGGAUAUCACCCAGGUACUGCGCCAAGUUCGAAAAGUCCGCCAAGCACUUCAUCAAGAAGGGCGACGUCGUCGAGACCCCCGUUUUGGCGGUGGUGAAGGGCGGUUCGCACGUCUUGCUGGAGACGCUCAGCAUGGACGACGUCGAGCAGUUUGAGAAGCUGGUGCCGGAGAUCAGAAAGGCCUUUGAAGGUGGGUGCUGCAAGUCUGUUUUUACGCGUUCUAUGACCGUUUGCUGGUGA